CCCCCCCCCAAUCCGUCGAUCCACCCACCCUUAUCCUCUGUGACUUACGACCUCCCUCCACCGUCCCUGCUCGAUCCCCCUUCCCCCUCUCCGUGCACCCUGGAAAGCAUGGCCGACGAUCUGCACGCCGGCGCGGCUGUCUUUGGCGAGGCUUUCCGCAAGCUCUCCCCCGCCGAGUACGCCACUCUGUCCGAAAGUGAUCGGGCAGUCUACGAUGUGCGCCUGGCAAUUGUGGAGAAGCGCGAGCAGGAGGCCCUUCCCUACACCUGGCAGCAGACCCUCAGCGAAGUGACCGUGUCCUUCCCCCUCCCCGAGGGCGUUACUCGUGCCAAGCAGCUGAGCGUCGUCCUUGCCAAUGCCCCAAAGCCUGUGAAGAUUACCACGCCCGAGGGCGUGCUGUUUGAGGGCAUCCUCUGUUAUCGAGUCAGCCUUGAUGACACUUCUUGGUUCAUUGACGAUGGGCGACUGGUCAUUGAGAUGGAAAAAAGCGGCUCCGGGUCUCAGGGCGCCUGGUGGAAGGCCGUCUUCCAGGGCGACCCGGAGCUGGACAUCAGCAAAAUCCAACCCGAGAACAGUAGCCUGGCUGACCUGGAUCCGGAAACUCGGAAGAUGGUGGAGAAAAUGAUGCAUGAGCAGCGCAACCAACGUUGACACAUGGGUCCCGGUGCAAGUUUACGUACUCCCCCCCCCCCC
Fonticula alba is the source of this 693-nucleotide messenger RNA. RefSeq lists its product as hypothetical. The record is from RefSeq and is a predicted model, not a curated record. Bases 109 to 651 code for a protein of 180 amino acids. Lineage: Eukaryota; Rotosphaerida; Fonticulaceae. Gene Ontology annotation, biological process: protein folding. The transcript is spliced from 5 exons. Gene Ontology annotation, cellular component: cytoplasm.